Molecule: messenger RNA, 1595 nt
Organism: Poeciliopsis prolifica (blackstripe livebearer)
Lineage: Eukaryota; Metazoa; Chordata; Actinopteri; Cyprinodontiformes; Poeciliidae
Gene: card19
Product: caspase recruitment domain family, member 19
Exons: 6
Coding region: 43-585 (180 amino acids)
Cellular component (GO): mitochondrion
Source: RefSeq, a predicted model, not a curated record
GGGUGUGUCCAAACAGAGGACAGAAAGGGGACUCGUUCCACAAUGGGAGACAGUUUUCGCGAGCAGCUGUUGGAGGACACCGCCUUCCUCAGAGCUGAGCAGAGACUGGACACAGAGCUGGUGGACAAACUCAUCCUGCAGCUCAACAGAAUCUACCCGCAGAUCCUCACCGACAAGGAGGCCACGAGAUUCAGAAAUUUGGACGUACCAACAGGCGUUCGCCUGGGUGAGCUGCUUACACAUCUCCAGGGGAAAGGCGAUGAAGCCUGCAGGGAGUUUUACAGAGCGCUCCACCUCCAUGUGGAGGAGGUAUACUACAGCUUGCCAACACGGCUACGCCUCAGAGAUUCUUUGAAUCCACUCCCAAGUCCACAGAUCUACUCGCAGAGAAACGUUCUAAACGACAGAGGUCCUCUCUUUUUCCUAGGCUGUUUCGGCUUUGCUGUGGGAAUAGCUUUUCUCUAUUAUUAUGGCGAAGCGAAAGUUUCGGGAGGCAGCCGGGCUCUUGGAUUGGCCGCCCUCGGUUUGAAGAGAAAAGCGCAAGAGGUCCUUAUUUGGUACGCCGAAGAGGACAUAAUGAAGUAAUAAGGGUCAUCUCUAUACAUGGUGCGUUAGAAUUUCUGACACUGCAAAAAAUAUUUGUUUUUUUUUUUAUUUUGUACACAUUAUGAACUAUGCAAAGUAUGUAUUAUUUGUGCUACUGAUCUGAAUGACAAGGGGAGACACAUUUGACACUUAGGUCACACUUUAUAUAUUGCUAAGUGAUUUAGGGAUUAAUACACAUCAGGGUAAUACUGUGCAAAAAAAUUAUGUAAAUUAUUUUUAUACAUAAAUUUAGCUAAUUUUAUGCUAAUUAAAAACUAUCAAGGUAUGAUGAAUUCUUAUAUAAAAGCACCAACCUCUGCAUUGUUUUGUUUGUUUUUUAGCUGAUGAAAUGUUAGGUUAGGUUGUUGGUUUUAAUCUAUACUCAAUGUAUUUCUGUAUGUAAUUUACAGUCCAUUGAGACGACAUUUUAAUAUUAUAUUUUAGAACAACCACAAACUUUAAUAUAUAUUAUUGGAAUUCUGUGUGACAGACUAAAACAAUAUAGUUUAUAAUUAUAUUUAUAAUGACUUUCAACUUUUUUCUACCAAUGAAAAUCUAAUCUUUGUCAGCUUUGCACACAUAGACAUGGAAAUAUUUUUCUAAUUCUUUUCUGCCAAGUUUCUCAAGUUGUGUGAGAUGGGAUAAAAGUGUAAGACUUACUAUAAAUUAUCAAGUGUAUGUUUAUGUGUCUGCUGCAAGAUGAACCUCUGAUCAGUGUCUUUUGCAUCCCUUUGCAAGUUUUCAUCCUCAAUCUCCCAGACUUUUGUUCCAUCUAUCAUCGACUCCACCCGUCUUCCAUGUUUCUGCUGAACAAAAGUAUCCUCCUACCACUAUGUUGGUUGUGACAUAGUGGUAACAUUUUGCAUGUUGGCCAAAAAAUAUGUAGGUUGGCAUCUCUAACCAAAUUUACUGUGGUUGUUAAUUAAUGUUCUCUAACAAUACCGUAAAACCUUCACAGGACAGCUGUGUUCAUAGAAAUUAAAUUACACACAGGUGGAAAAGAAAAAAAA